CAGAAAAACAAGUUGCCAUCUUCAGUAUAUAUCAAAUACAACAAGCACACAUAGUUAAGUAGUAUCCUCUCUUUACAUUUCACAGGCGACAACGGAGAAAGCGGAGGAAAAAUAAUAGAAUCAGCUCUCCUGGAUUCUCGCCGAUUUUUUCGCCGUCCGAAACCCUAGAGCAUCUUUUUGCUGGAAGAAUGCUGAUGUCUUAAAUGCUUUUUCAGGUAAGUGGGGUUAUUCUAUAUUGCCGUAUAAGAAGUUGGAAACUUAUACUCUGCGAGCUGUCUUCAAAUGAUUCAUUCUUCAAAAGUGAGCGGCAGUCCUGUUACUAAACUUGCAGAGUAAGGAUUAAAGAGGGUUUUAAAGUUGAAAUAGAAGAGAAACCAUGUCACAGGCUUCAGAUAGAAGGUUUCCUCUUAAUGCACAAGACUAUAGGCUCUUCGAAGAGGUUGGUGAAGGUGUUAGCGCCACUGUGUACAGGGCCCUCUGUGUUCCGUUAAAUGAGACAGUGGCGAUCAAGGUUCUUGAUUUAGAGAAGUGUAACAAUGACCUGGAUGGCAUUCGUAGAGAGGUGCAGACGAUGAGCUUGAUUAAUCACCCUAAUUUAUUAAGAGCACAUUGCUCUUUCACUUCAGGUCAUAAUCUUUGGGUUGUGAUGCCAUACAUGGCUGGGGGUUCAUGCCUUCAUAUUAUGAAGUCUGCUUUUCCGGAAGGCUUGGAAGAACCUGUCAUUGCUACAUUGUUGCGAGAGGUCCUAAAAGCUCUUGUCUAUCUUCAUGCUCACGGGCACAUUCACAGAGAUGUGAAGGCUGGCAAUAUCUUAGUUGAUUCAAAUGGCGCAGUUAAGUUAGCUGAUUUUGGGGUUUCUGCUGGCAUGUUUGAUACUGGGGAUAGACAACGUUCAAGAAACACCUUUGUUGGAACACCUUGCUGGAUGGCCCCUGAAGUUAUGCAGCAAUUGCAUGGAUAUGACUUCAAAGCAGACAUCUGGUCAUUUGGCAUAACAGCACUUGAACUUGCUCAUGGUCACGCACCAUUCUCCAAGUACCCACCAAUGAAGGUUUUGCUGAUGACCCUGCAAAAUGCACCACCAGGUCUCGACUACGAAAGAGAUAGGAGAUUUUCUAAGUCUUUUAAAGAAUUGGUAGCUGCUUGCUUGGUAAAGGACCCAAAGAAGCGUCCCUCUUCAGAGAAGCUUCUAAAACAUCAUUUCUUCAAACAUGCACGUUCAGUUGAUUAUUUGUCGCGCACUAUUCUAGAAGGCCUUUCUCCUCUAGGUGACCGAUUUAGGACAAUUAAGGCAAAAGAAGCGGAAUUUCUUGUGCAAAACAAGGCUUUAUUGGGGGAUAAGGAGCAACUAUCACAGCAAGAAUACAUUCGAGGAAUCAGUGCUUGGAAUUUCAACUUGGAGGAUUUGAAGAACCAGGCUGCCCUGAUCCAGGACUAUGAUGCCAUAUCGAACAUAGAGGAAUCCAGUGCAAGUGGAAAACAAAAGGAUGGGUAUGAUGAAGUUGGUUUUGCUGUGGAUAAUCCACCUCCCGGAACAGUUAAUCAGCCAGAUGUUGCACCACAUUACCAGGAUGGGCUCAAUGAUAUCCAUACUAUGGAAAAUUCACUUGCUGCAUUUCCAAUGAAACCUUUACAGGCCCUCAAAGGUUGUUUUGAUGUAUGUAAUGAUGAAGAGGCAAUCGGUAGUCCUAGUACAAAAGAGUUUCGAACAGAUACUGAGCAACCGAUGAAAAUGCAGUCGCCACCAAGAGAUGAAGGCAAAGAAGCUGGACAAAGUGAUAUUGAGAAUGCUGGAGAGAGUACUUCUCAACCACGACAUACUAGUUCUCUGCAAAGAAAGUAUUUGAGUGGUUCUUUUGUACAAGAUCAUGCUGCUUCUCCUAAAAAGGUCAUAAAUGAUGCUGAAAGGGAUCCUCCACAGACUAAACUCCAACCUGAGCGUAACUUUAGUGGGCCAUUACAAUAUCGCUUGAAGAAAGAUAUAUUUAGUUCUGCUUCCGUGGAGGAUGCACCAGAAGGCGCUGUUGUCCAACGUAAGGGGCGUUUUAAAGUCACUUCAGCAGAUCCCAGUCCCAAGAUUCAGGCUCCUUUAAAUGGCCCAUCUAACUCUGGUCUGGGAGGUUCAGCAAGUCCAGCAGGUCCAAGCCUUGCAGCUGCCUCAGUUCUUCCUUCUUUACAAUGUAUCUUACAGCAGAACACAAUGCAGAAGGAUGAGAUAGUGAAAUUGAUUAAAUGUGUGGAGCAGCUCUCUGUCAAUACCACAGAAUCUAGUGAAGGAGGAAGUAAUGAUCCAUCACAGAUACCUCCUACUUCUUAUAGGGAGAGAGAGCUGCAAAGUCAAUUAACUCAAUUGCAACAAAGUGUUGGAAGUCUGGUAGAAGAACUACAGAGACAGAAGCUGAAAAAUGUUCAGUUGGAGAAGAAACUAAUUUCCUUGGCUAAAAAAGAGGAGGAUAUACAAGAAUGAAACAGCGGCAAUGAAGUUGCAGCUAGCGUUACAAUUGCUCCUGGGAGAGUUGCUUUGUACUAGUGUACCAUUGUGUUGUGCAGUUGCAACAGUGAAAGGGAAGCAGGCGCCCCAAAUUUUGAGAUGCUAUGCUAUGAGUCUUACAGUAUAUAUGGUGGUGGUGUAAUUUAGAGUGGAUGUUGUAAAUUAUCCUUGCAAUAAGUAUAGUAUUCUCAGUUUUUUUUUUGGAUUAUCUUUACAAUAAAUAAAGUAUUCUCAGUUUUAUGGGUA
Molecule: messenger RNA, 2737 nt
Organism: Daucus carota subsp. sativus
Lineage: Eukaryota; Viridiplantae; Streptophyta; Magnoliopsida; Apiales; Apiaceae
Product: serine/threonine-protein kinase BLUS1
Exons: 24
Coding region: 377-2467 (696 amino acids)
Biological process (GO): protein phosphorylation
Molecular function (GO): ATP binding; protein kinase activity; protein serine/threonine kinase activator activity
Source: RefSeq, a predicted model, not a curated record